CUGGUAAGGUUGUAAAAACCUCUCCCUAUUGGUCCUUCUAUUAGGUAUUCUCAGGGAUGACAGGGAUUUGGCACUGAGCCAGAUAUAUCCAAUGUUUUCUCUCAAUUAAUCUCCUGACUCCCAGAAACAUGCACUAGAUUAAGGGAUACAAAGUUUAUCCAAGGUUCCUUUCUUCAGUGUGGAUUAGAGAUUCUUGAUAGGUGAGGGCACACUUGCAAAGGAAGAGGGUUUCCUGACCUCUAAUGUGACCUUAUGCCAAUCCCAAAAGGGAGAAUGUAUUAUACAUUAAGACUGCACAAUGAUUGUGUCAAGCUCCAGGUUCUUCUCUCUUUUCAUUUGUGGGGCUGAAAAGACCCUCCCCUUCUGAAUGCUAUUCUUUUAAAUGGAGAAAUAGGCUUCUGCAACAGCAGUUCCUCUGUGGUAGGCGGGAGCAAAUUAUAUAGCAAUGCCAUUGAGUUUCCAAAACACUUCCCAUGGGCAGUCAAAGAGACAGGUAGCACAGCAGAGCAGAGCAUAAUGUCUGCCAGGUGGGAGAAAUAGGAGAUGGGCAGAGCAUCAGCUGGUGCUCCCUGACUCAAAGGAUGUUUAUUUUUCAUCCCAAAGAACGGAGAAGAUGGCCUUCAUUGUAGUUUUGGGGAUCAUCACGGCCGUGAUCUGUCCUGCUGCUCUCUGCUGCAGAGAUGGCACACUAGGAAGGCACCCUGAAGUCCAGAAGGACCAAGAUACUAAAAAACAAUUGGACAGUGGGACACUGGCCUCCAUCAACACUGACUUUGCCUUCAGUCUCUACAAAGAGUUGGCUUUGAAGAAUCCAAAUAAAAAUAUUGCCUUCUCCCCACUUAGCAUCUCAGCUGCCUUGGCCUCUUUGUCUCUGGGCGCAAAGGGCAACACCUUACAGGAGAUUCUAGAAGGUCUCAAGUUCAAUCUCACAGAGACCACUGAGAUAGACAUCCACCAGAACUAUAGGGACCUCCUACAAAGGCUUAGCCAGCCAGGGGGCCAGGGACAGAUAAGCAGAGCUAAUCUCCUGUUUGUUGAAAAGCACCUGCAGAUCCUGAAUGGUUUUAAGGAGAAGGCAAAGGCUCUGUACCAGACUGAGGUCUUCGCAACUGACUUCCAGCAGACUUGUGAGGCAAGAAAGUUCAUCAAUGACUAUGUGAUGAUACAGAGCCAGGGGAAAAUCAAGGAAAUGGUCACAGAACUAGAGGAAAGAACAUCGAUAGUGAUGUUGAAUUUCCUCCUCUUUACAGGCCAGUGGAGUGUGCCCUUUGACCCUGAUGACACAUUCAUGGGAAAAUUCAUAUUGGACAGCAGGAGGCCCGUGAAAGUGCUCAUGAUGAAAACUGAGGACUUGACCACACCCUACUUCUGGGAUGAGGAACUGAAAUGUACUGUGGUGGAGCUGAAUUACAAAGGCCAUGGCAAGGCCAUGUUCAUCCUCCCUGACCAGGGCAAGAUGGAGCAGGUGGAAGCCAGCUUACAUCCAGGGACCCUCAGGAAGUGGACGGACUCUCUGAAACCCAGGAUAAUAGAUGAGCUCCACCUACCCAAGUUUUCCCUGUCCAAAACCUACAAACUAGAAAACAUCCUUCCAGAGCUGGGCAUCAUGGACGUGUUCAACACACAGGCUGAUCUUUCAGGGAUCGCAGGAGCCAAGGACGUAAGAGUCUCUCAGAUGAUCCACAACACUGUGCUGGGCAUGGCUGAGACAGGCACAGAAGCAGAGGCCACUACGAGAGUCGAAUAUAACUUCAGGCCUGCAAAACUUAAUGAUACGUUUGUUAACUUUGUCAGGAAAUUCCUCUACAUGGUUUUAGAACCAAAUUCUGAGCUUAUCUCUUUUAUGCGCAAGGUAAUCAACCCUUUAGAAAACUAGAACUUCCCAAGAUGUGGGGCUUCUUUCCAAGUUAACAGAUUGAGUCUCUAUGUGCUUUUUGGCUUCCAUCCUCUGAUAGGCUGUGGCAUGUUUGCAAUUAAACAGUGACUUUGACUGUCUUCACUAGUCUCACAGCACAGGAGCUGGUGGAUGGUCUGUGUCAGGCUCCUAGUCCUCUUGGCCACACUAGGUCCUAUUCCUGAGCCUGAACUCUUCCUUUCUUCCUCUCCCCAUGAUUGCUCCCCUUUGUCUGCCUCUACCAAAAACCUGGGCCCAACAUUAGGUCCAUUGCCCAGAUAUAAUCUGCUCAUGUCUCUCUUCUGCUUCUGCAAUGUUGGUGGAAUAUGCAAGCUCACUGGUCAUUCCGUAUGCACAACAGGCCAAGGCACAAGUUGGGAACUUGCUUCCCUGAGUCAAUUUGCAGCAUCUGGAACCAUGUGCCCAGUUUCUGCCUCAUUCUUGCACUACUACACUCCUGUUCUACCCACUGAGCCUUGCAGGGCCUGCAGACCCUCUCCACACUACUGGAUCCCUCACUUCUCAGUGGCCUGAUGCUCACACGAGCUCCUUUCCUGCUAGCAUUCCUAAUCACAGCAGAGUAGUCAACUUUUCUUAAGUUCCCAGCCGACCAAACUCAGAGGACGGUUUGAAAGCAAAGGAAGGGUAGGAGUAAAGGAUCAAUAAAUGUCUACCUGCACAGAAUGUGUCCAGACAUUGUUCAUUCAUCUCCUGUUGGCAGG
Molecule: messenger RNA, 2616 nt
Organism: Rattus norvegicus (Norway rat)
Lineage: Eukaryota; Metazoa; Chordata; Mammalia; Rodentia; Muridae
Gene: Serpina3j
Product: serine (or cysteine) peptidase inhibitor, clade A (alpha-1 antiproteinase, antitrypsin), member 3J
Cellular component (GO): extracellular region
Molecular function (GO): serine-type endopeptidase inhibitor activity
Source: RefSeq, a predicted model, not a curated record